AUGAUGGAGUGUGUGGUGUGGUGUGGGGGUAAUGAUGCAUGGGACGGUGCCAAAAGCGACAUGCCACAACGUUGCCAACUCAGCAUUCAGUUUGCAACUGUCGAUAGAUCAUGUCGGCAUGUUUUUUACCCUGCGCUCGAGUCUACCCACACUUCUUGCUCCCGCCUGCGAUUGGAUUCUCCGUUGACCGCUUCAAAUUCGCUUUUGCAUCCGACGGUUGAGGCUUCCUCUCGUUGCUUUGCCCUAAGACGUGCAGCGGAUAACUACCAACCAAACGUAGAACGUGGUUUCCCGCUUCGGACAAUCCCGUCCCCCGUUGACUACCCCUUUUGGUUGUCCAAUGCUUUCUUUUGA
Molecule: messenger RNA, 354 nt
Organism: Sphenostylis stenocarpa
Lineage: Eukaryota; Viridiplantae; Streptophyta; Magnoliopsida; Fabales; Fabaceae
Source: the annotation of a GenBank genome assembly